AUGAUGAGUUGGGCCUUCGUCUUCGCUCCUCUCUCUCCUUCACAUGGCUCCCAGCAAGCGACAGGGGACUCUAAACUGCCUGUAGGUGUGAACAUGUCUGCCUCCGUGUGUGUCAGCACCGUGACUGACAACACGCUGGGCCCUUACACCCAAUGCAUGCUGGGAGCAGCUAUUGCCGGGUUGAGUGGUCUGGAGAAGGACACAAGACCAUAUGGCUGUGUGGAAUUAAUAACUGUUACAACUCCGCACAAGUUUGUAAAUGUUACAACGGGAGGAACAGUCCUGCUCCAGUGCACGUUUGUGACGAGCCAGCCGACUAAUGGUCUGACCAUUCAGUGGGACAUGGUCUCCAAGACCUCCAUGACUCCACAGCAGCUAUAUUACUACCAGGCUGGCAAAGAUUUGAUCACACAACCAUAUGAGGGAAGAAUUCAGCCUCCUCUGUCUCCAGCCACAUCCUACAACGCCUCAAUAAUCAUCAGAAACAUGCAGCCUGCAGACUCCGGGGUGUACACAUGUGAGGUGCACAACUACCCCGACGUAGCUGGUCAAUCUCAGGUCAGCAUCGUGGUCAAUGUGCUAGAGAAGCCAUCACAGCCCUACUGCUCAGUUCAUGGAGAUGUAGAAACAGGCCACUUGGUCACUCUGACCUGCCACAGCGAGCACGGGAGUCCUCCCCCUAUCUACACGUGGAUCAGACUGGACCAAACCAAGACCAGGAGGCCCGUGUUGGGCAGAACUACUGACACCGGGAUUCUCCAGAUUGCUAACAUAUCUCAGUUUGAGUUUGGGGAGUAUCAGUGCAAUGCCACCAAUGCUGUUGGCUAUUCAACUUGCACUAUAGAGUUAAACCCUGAAGCGGGGGCUGGAGUGGUUGCUGGAGCAGUGAUCGGCGCGUUGCUGGGUUGCCUCUUGAUCGUGCUAAUCGUGUGGUUUAUUGCUCACACUGUGAAGAAGAGCAAAUACAAAGCUGUUAAAGCGUCUGAGGCCAACGAGAAGAAGGGGCGCCCUUCUCAGGCUGUCAGCGCUCCUCCUGCCACUGUGGAGACUGAAAUCACGACGAGCGACAACCGCCACGAGGAGGAGGACGAGGGACAGGAAUAA
Messenger RNA from Boleophthalmus pectinirostris (great blue-spotted mudskipper), 1104 nucleotides. Its product is annotated as V-set and immunoglobulin domain-containing protein 1-like. Lineage: Eukaryota; Metazoa; Chordata; Actinopteri; Gobiiformes; Gobiidae. Bases 1 to 1104 code for a protein of 367 amino acids. The record is from RefSeq and is a predicted model, not a curated record. The transcript is spliced from 7 exons. Gene Ontology annotation, cellular component: plasma membrane. Gene Ontology annotation, biological process: epithelial cell morphogenesis; maintenance of gastrointestinal epithelium.